AUGCUUAAGACCUUGGACAUAAAUGUUCCACUCGUUGAGGCCGCUGCUCAAAUACCUCGUUAUGCUAAGUUCCUGAAGGAAUUAUUGACUAACAAGAGGAAGCUAGAAGAGAUAUCCACCAUUACUUUGAGUGAGGAAUGCUCCGCCAUCAUCUCUAAUAGAAUCCCCAAGAAAGAGAAAGAUCUAGGAGGUUUUAUCAUUUCUUGUACUGUUGGGGGAAUGCUUGAUGUAAAAGCACUCACCGAUCUUUGGGCAAAUAUCAAUUUGAUGCCUGAUAAAAUUUUUCAAAAGUUAGCACUUGUGGAUUUUGGUAUUCUAGAUUUGGAUGACAAAGUUGAGGUUCCUUUGAUACUUGGGUGUCCAUUUUUGGCGACUUCACAAGCUUUGAUUGAUGUCAAGGAUGGUCAAAUGGUAUUAAGAGUGGGUGAUGAAAAAAUGGUGUUCAAGUUGAGAGAUGCUAUGUGCCACUCUAUGGAUGAUGAUUAUAUGUGUUAUGCCUUGGAUAUUAUUGAUGAUUGUGUUUUGGAUUUUAUAUAG
Molecule: messenger RNA, 537 nt
Organism: Dioscorea cayenensis subsp. rotundata (Guinea yam)
Lineage: Eukaryota; Viridiplantae; Streptophyta; Magnoliopsida; Dioscoreales; Dioscoreaceae
Exons: 2
Coding region: 1-537 (178 amino acids)
Source: RefSeq, a predicted model, not a curated record